Molecule: messenger RNA, 1158 nt
Organism: Leishmania braziliensis MHOM/BR/75/M2904
Lineage: Eukaryota; Euglenozoa; Kinetoplastea; Trypanosomatida; Trypanosomatidae
Exons: 1
Coding region: 1-1158 (385 amino acids)
Cellular component (GO): cytoplasm
Source: RefSeq, a predicted model, not a curated record
AUGGAGUACAGCGGCAUCGCCCUUUCGCCGGUGGAUGCGGAGAUCAGCAUCCGGCAACUGCGCUCCUUCUCUGUGGGGGAAGUCGGCACGUCUUCCUGGAAAGAUCAGCGUGAGGCGAUGGAGCGGCUCAACAUGUGUACGCACAGCAACGCUAUGCAGAAGACGGAUGACUUUGUGAAAUCGUUUCUUCUUGAGCACGACAAGCUUAGUGACGUCUUGCACGAGUUGCUGGUGAUGGAGGUAUGGCGGCAGCGCGUGCUGCCAGGCGCCGUCGAGGCCGUCGCGCACAAUCCGACGGCGACGUACAUGUACUGUGCUUACGAGUCAGUGCUUGUGAACCUGCUGGAGUGUAUUUGCUUCUAUGAGGAGGUAGUGGUUGGAUUCGGUGAUGAUGUUCUGGAGCUCAUUGAUUACUGCUGGCGUCAGGUGACUCGUCUCUUCUCUGAGAAGAACAUCAGUGAGGUGCCGACUGUAGCGGUGAAGGAGAGCCCGCUUGACUACCUGGAGCAGCAGCUGCGGGAGCAGCGCAUUCAACGAGCAAUGAGGUGCAUCUCCGUGCUGUGGUUCAUCACGGACCGACUAGAGGUGCUGCCUCUGUCCGCCAUGAACCACGUCUUGCGGAGAAACGACGUUCCUUUCGGCUUGGCAGAGGCGCUGCUACUCCAGCCGUGGCUGCGCCGUUCCGCCGGCGUGGUGCAGAAAUUUCAAAGCGGUACCUUCAUUGCGGCACCCGGGGACGAGUCACAGAGGGUAUGCGUGCCAGAGGCCCAUGCGUGGUUCUGUCUGCACAAGCUCCUGUGCGACUCCGAGUGUCGUCGACAGUAUCCGUACACGCAGCACAGGAAGAUCACGCUCCUGCGCGUUCGCUCUCUCAUGAAUGAGACACUGCUAGAUCAGCUUCCCGCUUUGCAAGAUGUCCAGCGCGCGCUCGAGGAGCUGUCAUUUAUGGAGCCGCCAACUGGCACUGAGGAAAAGUUCCGCAGUACCCUGAUCAUAGAGCAAGUGCCUCGGUUAAUGUCGUCUGUUGACCUACCCAGUGUGAAUUGGGCUACGGAGGUGGAAAGGAUGAAGCGGCUGCUCUCUGACCGCAGCGAGGCAGUGAGUGAUGCCAUUCGCAUGGCUCAACUCUUUGACCUCAUGUUUGCCGAGCAACCGUAA